Oreochromis niloticus (Nile tilapia) is the source of this 3934-nucleotide messenger RNA. RefSeq names its product zinc finger FYVE domain-containing protein 1. The transcript has 12 exons. The coding region runs from base 129 to 2099 and encodes 656 amino acids. The record is from RefSeq and is a predicted model, not a curated record. Gene Ontology annotation, cellular component: lipid droplet. Gene Ontology annotation, biological process: lipid droplet formation. NCBI's taxonomy places the organism in Eukaryota, Metazoa, Chordata, Actinopteri, Cichliformes, Cichlidae. Gene Ontology annotation, molecular function: metal ion binding; 1-phosphatidylinositol binding; phosphatidylinositol-3-phosphate binding.
CCCCAUCUGGCUCCUCCUAUAGUCCACGCGCUGUUGUUGUGAUUGACCGACAGGUAGGCGUCAUGUGAAACUUUCGCUUUGCUGUUUGGUGCCGCUGCCACAAAUGCGUUUCAAUUAAGUAAACAACGAUGUCCGAUAUACUGAUGAAAGAAAUGGAUAGUUUGUCGAUCAGUCCAUUGAAGCCAGAGGACCGACCCGACGACGGCGGCCGGAGCUUCCUGCUCGUGGACGAGCAAGAAAACCUGCAGGUCCGGGAUGAGGCCGAGUUCGUGGAGCGACUUGGCUGUGCUGACGUAGCGGGCGUCAAGGUCCUCUCCAUCUUUGGAAACACCGGUGAUGGCAAGUCUCACACGCUCAACCACGUCCUAUUUGAUGGCGAGACUGUUUUCUACACCUCCAAGUCCCCCAGCUCCUGUACUGUGGGAGUUUGGGCUGCUUACAACCCCACUCUCAGCCUCAUUGCGCUGGAUACAGAGGGCCUCUUGGGAGCCGCAGCCAAUCAGAACCAGAGAAUGCGGCUGCUGCUGAAGGUGCUGGCAGUGUCGGAUAUAGUGGUGUAUCGCACACGGGCAGAGCGUCUUCACAAUGACAUGUUCCAGUUCCUGAGUAGUGCCUCAGGGGCAUACCUGAAGCAUUUCACCCCAGAGCUAAGGGCCCUGUCCACCCGCUGUGGUCUGGAUGUACCCCUGUCCUCUCUGGGGCCUGCAGUCAUCAUCUUCCAGGAAACAACACACACGCAACUCCUGGGCCAAGACUCAAAGAUGGCCGGCUAUGCAGACACACUCCUCCAGAAGCGUUUUCAUGACCUGGGUUUGGGGACAGAGGCCUUCAGCUCAGUGCAGUACAUAGGCACUCAGACGAUCACGCCGCCCACGAACUAUAGCGGGCUGCUAGAGGCCAUCAAGCAGCAAGUGAAGAACACUCAUACCCGGUCCCCCCGCCAGCCUGCAAUAGUGUUUCACGCACUAGAAGCUCUGAGUGAACGUUUCUGUGGAGAACUAUCAGAUGAAAAGAUGACACUGUACUCCUUCUUCCCAGAUGAAUACUUCACCUGCUCAGCUCUCUGUCUCAGCUGCAACAUUCGCUGUAAAAAUGGAAUGAACCACCUGAGAGACAGAGUUCCCCACAUGGCAGAUGGACUCUGCCAGUAUGCACACCAGUACAACAACAAGGUCCUCAUCUGUAAGAGGUGCUAUGAAGCUGGCAGAGAGGUGAUUGUUGUGCCCAAAACAUCAGCUUCGUCUGAUAAUCCCUGGUUUGGACUGGCCAAGUACGCCUGGUCAGGAUAUGUGUUGGAGUGUGCUAGCUGUGGGGUAAUCUACCGCAGCAGACAGUACUGGAUGGGAAACCAGGACCCAGAGAGUGGUGUGGUGCGAUCAGAGGUCAAGCACGUCUGGGAGGGUUCUGACACUUUUCUGACCAGCCACCAAAAUGCUGCCCAGAGGGUCUUGGAUGGGAUGAACUAUGUGAUUCAGUCAGUGUCAGAGUACGGCACUGGCCCCACCAAAGCCGUCACUGGCUGGAUUACUGACCAGGUGGCACCUCCAUACUGGAGACCUAAUACAGAGAUCACUGCCUGUCAUGGAUGUCAGAAGGAGUUCAAGGAGGCGGAAAGGAAGCAUCACUGUCGUUCAUGUGGGGAGGGUUUCUGCCAUCCUUGUUCCAGCCACAGGAUGCCGGUGCCAGAGAGGGGCUGGGGUAGCAGUCCUGUCAGGGUGUGUGAGGCCUGCUACCGCCAGGGAGGUCCUCCUGACACCAACAGCCAGGUCUGUAAGGUGGAGCCUCGUGGUCUGAUAGCUCGCAGGGUGACGGAGGUGGCACAGUCGACACUGGACAUGGUCACCACAGCUGUGGACUACCCUCUCUGUUUCGUGAAGGAUGUGGCUCGGCCAGACUACUGGGUGCCAGACCAGGACAUCAUCAAGUGCAACCAGUGCUCCAAACCUUUCACUCCAGCCAUGUCGAAGCACCACUGCAGGGCCUGUGGGCAGGGCGUGUGCGGGCCCUGCUCCACACACAACAAGCCCGUGCCCUCUCGAGGUUGGGACCACCCGGUCAGAGUGUGUGACAGCUGUCACGCCCGCACGGACAGCCUGUGACCUUUUCCACCAGGCAAACUUCUCAAAGUGCACUCAGUUUUUCUCAGAUGGGCUACAAAACACUGUGAAUCUUGGCACUGCUGCUCCUUGGAAACCAGGAAGGGGACUAAAUGGCAGGUCUGGAAUCAGCCUUUGUUUUAUGUGAAACGGGAGCUGCUCAGAUAUGUAGAAGGAUGACCAUCUGGAUUCCACCGCUCAGUCGGGAUUUGCUUUCGGUCUCUUUUGCCUUCUUGAGCAACUGAUUUCAUUUCAGCCGUGAGAUGAUUGACAGCCUCUACUGACCAAUCAAAAUGCUUUAACUGGAGAAAUGGGAAGCUGGACAUGUGUUUUCAACUGACUGCUUUUAAAAAUGAACUUUCAUCUCCCCCAGUUAUCAUUAUAACAGCAGAGCUUGAACUCUUAACUGCACUCGAGGGUGGUCUUCCAUGCUCAUUAAUUUCUCUUUGCACAGGCCAGCACCAUGGUUCUCAGUUUGAAUAUGCUCUUAGUUAAAUAUGACAGGAGGACGAGUAAAAGGGACGUACUGGGAAUAGUGGGAGAUUUUAAAAGUUUGAAGGAUCUUUUAAAACUUAGCCACUCACUGCAACCACUUACAUGGUGACAUGUUCUUCUGAACCAUCAAACCCGCAAGUCCUGGUUAAGGAGCAUGUAUAAUCAUGAUAGUGGGGGAAAAAUGCUCCUACAGUACUCAGGGCAGAAUGCAAUGCAAAUUGGAGAAACACAAACUGCAGCAGUGUGUGCCUUCAUGGGAAUCUUAACACCCACUUAUUCAACCUCUUCGGUUUGCUUUUGGAGAUUUCUCCGUACGUUCAAAUUCUGAGAUCAUUUGUGCCUAAUUAUAGAGCCAUGAUUAUAGCCUCCAUCCUCUCAUGAAGUUGUAUCUGCAGUAUAAAAUAUGUAGCUGUUGUCAUGUUAGACAUUCCAUUAUAUAGAAGUACCUGUGUACUAAUGUAGAUUUGCCUUUCUGGGGUUUUAUAAGUAGUGAAGUACUGAUGUUUCCAGGUAGCUCUCUCAAGCCCUUUUCAGACAUCACUGCUCUCAUCAAUCUAGCAGAGUGACGGCGUUCUGUCGCUCAGUCAUAGUCAUGUUUCUGUUCUCAUAAGCUUCACUCAAAAAUGCCAACAAUAAUGACUGAAAGAGCAACAGCGCACCCAUGAUUUUUUUUUUUUUUUUCACCAUUUUGUGCAACAGGAGUUGUCAACAUAGGUACUUCAAACAUUAAGUUCUUUCUGCCACUGUCACUAAGAGCAGCGUGUGUGUGUGUGUGUGUUUGUUUGUGUGAAUGUGUGGUGUUGCUCAGAGAGCUGGGCUCACCCCUCUAGCACAGGCUCAGAGAGUUAGAUCUCUUUUCUGGUUUAAAUUUUUUAAAGUUCUUAAAAGAAACUACGAUUAAAUGACGUUAUGUGCAGUUUAUUUCUGGUCAGGGAAUUCUUUAGUGAGGGGAGUGGCUCACUGAGCACCAGACAUCACCAGCUGUCUUGUGUGCAUGUCCAUAGUUGUGACUCCGUGCAUUUAGACUCAUUUCUUGGUCUGACAUACCAAGACUGCUGCUGCUUCCGAUCGAUUGAUGGGAGUUCAUGUCUUUGAAGGGCUUUAAAACAAAGAACACACCUGAUAGAGUUGCUCUCAUGGUGAAUGACAUGCAAAUGAUAUAAACACUGAUGGAAGAAAAACUACAUUUUCUCUCAAGAGAGACGUUGUCUGUGUAUUAUACUGGACUCUUUAGUGCUUUAUCCCAGUUUUCAAAAUAACCACUUAUCAACUUUUCUGUUAAAUCUAGCAACUGACAAUCUCAGUUUUUGAUGAGGCUCAUCCAAAUAAAUAAAUAAAACAAA